AUGAUGCGUUUUAUUACUUUCCCAAGGAUAAGAUCAGUUCUACUAUCUAGAAAUUUUACCAUCCAAUCAGUCCGAUUCAAUACCACAAAAACAACAAUUUCAACUUCCAUAGAAUCCCUUCCAUCAUUGCCUGCUUCGUUAGUUGAAAGAGCGGAGAGUAUUAGAAAAGAACAUAAGGAACUAAGUGAAAAGUUGUCUAAUGAUUACAUACCAGAUUUACAAGUUAAAUACGAUAAUUAUACCAAUAUUCUUGGUCUUUAUGAUAAAUUAAACACUUAUAGGCUGGAAUAUCAAGAACUUGUAAAUAUCACUGAUGAUCCAGACUUGCGUAAAGAAGCUCAAGAAGAACUCGAAACAAUUGCUCCAGAAGUUGAGAAACUUGUAUCUCAACUAAGUGUCAAACUUAGACCACCUGUUAAAUACGCCGAGAAAGGUUGUAUGAUUGAAUUAAGACCAGGUGUUGGAGGUAAUGAAGCAAGUUUAUUCACCGGUGAUUUGCUAAACAUGUACAUGGGUUUUGCGUCAGAGAUGAACUGGAAGUCCAAAAUUAUAUCGGAAGGAAGAAAUGCAAGUGGAUUUUUAAAUGAAGCAAUAUUGUGUAUUGAUACUUUGGGAAGUUAUGAUAUAAUGCGUCAUGAAAGUGGAGUUCAUAGAGUUCAAAGAAUUCCUGAAACUGAAACAAAGGGUAGAGUUCAUACAUCAACUGCCGCAGUGGUGGUAUUACCAAAAUUAUCUGAAGGUAACGAAUCUUCAUUGAAAGAAGAUGAAAGAGUUUUUGCACCAGGUGAAGUUAGAAUUGAUACCAUGAGAGCAAGUGGUAAAGGUGGUCAGCAUGUCAACACCACGGAUUCUGCAGUUAGAUUGGUUCAUAUACCUACAGGUAUGAUUGUCUAUCAACAAGAUGAAAGAUCUCAACCAAUGAAUAAAGCAAAAGCAUUUGCCGUGUUGAGAAGUCGUCUUGCGCAAAAAGAACAGGAAGAAGAAAUGAUAAGACAGAAAAAUUUAAGACUUGAUCAAGUAUCGUCAACUGAUAGAAGUGAUAAGAUCAAAACUUAUAAUUUCAAAGAAAACCGUGUUACUGAUCAUAGAGUCAAUUACAGUAUGCACGAUCUCCAAGGUGUUUUAUCAGGAAGAAAACUCGGACAAUUGAUAGAUGUAUAUAGAUUUAAGUAA
Molecule: messenger RNA, 1173 nt
Organism: Candida tropicalis MYA-3404
Lineage: Eukaryota; Fungi; Ascomycota; Pichiomycetes; Serinales; Debaryomycetaceae
Exons: 1
Coding region: 1-1173 (390 amino acids)
Biological process (GO): translational termination
Molecular function (GO): translation release factor activity
Source: RefSeq, a predicted model, not a curated record